AUGGGUAAGGACGUUCUCUUGUCUCUGGAAAACCUUUCCCCUUGUCCUUGGAUGCCCAGCUUGUUUGCCAGUGGACCACCAACCGAGCUUGCCACAUCAGGAGAUAACUUGCGAAACCACAUCACUAAUCGAGACACAAAGUGGGCGUUCCGGGCAAAUACAAAGGCUGCGAGACCUGCCGUCUUCGUCGAGUAA
Chaetomium globosum CBS 148.51 is the source of this 195-nucleotide messenger RNA. RefSeq lists its product as uncharacterized. The record is from RefSeq and is a predicted model, not a curated record. Lineage: Eukaryota; Fungi; Ascomycota; Sordariomycetes; Sordariales; Chaetomiaceae. Bases 1 to 195 code for a protein of 64 amino acids. The transcript is spliced from 2 exons.